AUGAAUACCCUCGAAGGCCUCGACGAAGUAAUCGUCAACGCCCUCCGAAAAGGAAUCAACCAAUACCGCUACAAAAACGGUGCCUUCACCAGACAAAUCAGGAAGAACACCUCCAUCCACGACGCCCUCCGAGUCUUCAUCAACUCACCUCUCGUCACCAACGCCGAGAAAGCCGAGCACUUCCUACCUACAUUUGAAUACCGUACCAAGCUCGAGCAAACUGCAAAGACGAAGACGAAGGAAGACCACGUGUUCUGGCUCAAUGCGUUCACGAGAUUGCUGGAGGUAUGUGAAGUCUUUGAGAAUGAUAUGAGAGCUCGUGGUGUGAAUCUGGGACCUCCGCUGCCUGGGAUGAUUCAAGUUGCGGGUAGUGGGAGGGGAAUCGACCAGACGUUGGUGUUUGAGAAUGACGGCACUAUCAGUAAGCAUGAGGGCGGCGAGCUUGGGGUCAUUCCCGGGGCACGUCCAUCCUCGGAGUGUGCACGAGAUGUAAAUCGUCAACAGGGACAUGCUGGAAGUGAGGCUGGAAGCAAGGCUGGAAGCAAACGUGGAAAGAAGAAUAAGAAGUCACGGGCUAAAAACGGAGUGGGCGAUGUCGAGCUGGCUGGAUCGGAAAUUGUGAAGGGCGAACACACCGGGCUCACAGACAAGACUGACUGUGAUGAUACUGGUAAUUCUGCCAAUGGCCAAGGUACCAUCAACAAACCGACCAGUAUCGAAAAUAAUACGACAAAGCCCGACGACAUCGGCGACUUCAGCGCUGCCUUUGGCAGAAAUGCUCGGCGAUUCUUCGAUUGA
Molecule: messenger RNA, 798 nt
Organism: Lithohypha guttulata
Lineage: Eukaryota; Fungi; Ascomycota; Eurotiomycetes; Chaetothyriales; Trichomeriaceae
Exons: 2
Coding region: 1-798 (265 amino acids)
Source: RefSeq, a predicted model, not a curated record